Molecule: messenger RNA, 1321 nt
Organism: Jatropha curcas
Lineage: Eukaryota; Viridiplantae; Streptophyta; Magnoliopsida; Malpighiales; Euphorbiaceae
Source: RefSeq, a predicted model, not a curated record
UCUUUCCAUUUUCUCUUCCACUUCCACUGACCAGUGAGAGAUCAAACUUCUUUGUUUUCACACUAGACAAAACAUAACUAAUGCUCACUUCCAUCUUCAAUGGCCACUUUCCACCACCACUACAACCGCCACCACCUUCUCCUCCGUUCUCCUUAUCCCUUCCCAUCAAAUUUUCCAUUGUACCCUUCUCUUCUCUCUUUCCCCACCAAACCCAGGUCCCCACAGAUUCUGUGUUGCAUAUCGAUAAAGCAUUCAAAUGAUACCCAUGGCGUCGCCUUAAACGCUGCCCGAAGCCAACACCAACCCAUAAGCAAUCUCCGGGUGGUUUUUGCGGCGGGUGGGACCGGAGGACAUAUAAUCCCGGCGGUGGCAAUAGCAGAUGAGCUCAAAACAGCAAAACCCAAUGCCCAAUUUCUUUUCGUAGGAACUCUGAACAGUAUGGAAAGUGCCUCCAUUCCUUCUGCUGGCUAUCCUUUCUCUUCUAUUCCACCUGUGAGGCUAUAUCGCCCACUAUUUUCGCUGAGAAAUCUUUCCCUUCCUUUUCAUUUGAUACAAUCCACCAUCCAUAGCUUUAAGUUAUUAAAGGAAUUUAAUCCCCAUAUUGUUAUAGGGACAGGGGGUUAUGUUUCUUUCCCUACUUGUGUUGCUGCUUUAAUUAGAGGAAUCAAGGUUGUGAUUCAAGAACAGAACUCUGUUCCUGGCAUUGCAAAUUAUAUUCUUUCCUUUUUUGCUGAGAUUGUUUUUGUGGCUUAUAAUUCUACAGUUGAGUGUUUUUCCAGGAAAAAUAAGUGUUUGGUUAGUGGGAAUCCUAUAAGAUUGUCUUUAAGGAAGUCCCUUUCAAAGGCAGUGGCUAGAAAGAAAUUUUUUCCAAGUUCUGGUGGGAACGAGGAGGCUAAGGUUAUUUUGGUGCUUGGAGGGUCUUUGGGUGCUAAUACUAUUAAUAUUGCUUUGUUGAACCUUUAUAGUCAACUGUUGCUUGAACAUGAGAAUUGGUUUAUUAUAUGGCAAACUGGGGUUGAGGCUUAUAAUGAAAUGGAAAGCCUUGUUAGGAAUCAUCCACAUUUGGUUUUGACUCAGUUCCUGCAUUCCAUGGAUUUGGCAUAUACUGCUGCAGACCUUGUUGUGUCUAGAGCAGGUGCAAUGACAUGCUCUGAGAUUUUAGCUACUGGGAAACCUGCUAUUCUGAUACCAUCACCACUUGCAGAAGAAGGACAUCAGUUGAAAAAUGCUUCUCUAAUGGCAGAUGUAGCAGGUUCAAGGGUAAUAACUGAAGAUGAACUAGAUUCAACCACCCUGGGAACAACAAUUGAAGAGAUAUUAG